AUGAGCAGCCAGCUCUCUAAACUUAAAUUCCGCAUUGUAUUUUGUAGCAGCGAAGAUAAUGAAUUCCCAGUAACUCAACUGUUAAACCAUGGACCACACAGCACAGGCUGACAAUCAGCCCGAUUUCAAGAUUUUCCUCAAAUAAUAAUUUUACAGUUCAUAGCUCCAGUUCGAAUCCAGCAGCUUCAAUUUUUAUCACAUCAGUCAAAAAUUGCCACAAGAAUUGAGCUUUUUACAUAUUUGCCUGAAAACCCUAGCUCAAUCCCUCCAUUAGAAAAUUUCAAAUGAAAUCGUCUUGGAUAUCUCUCAUUAGAUAAUAACGAAAAAUCAGGAUUUCAGGCACGAGAGCUAAAAUCAGUUUAUAUUGACUCCCAAGCUUUAUUUCUAAAAGUUUCUCUGAAUAAGUGCCACGUUAACAAGUAUAAUAUUUUCAACCAGGUUGGGCUAAUUGCAAUUAAUUGUUUAGGUGAAGAACUUGGUAGCAUUAAAGGACCAUCAAAAGGAAUUCAGCCUAGACUAGAAAAUGAAAUGGAAUUCGACUCAGCUACAAAUGACAGGCUUAAACAAUUAUAUGAAGCUAAAGAUAGAGCUAUUGAAAACGAAGAUUUUGAUGAAGCUAAACGAAUUAAAGACGCCAUUGAAAGACUAAAGUCGGUUGGAUAUGAACUUUUGAUGCUAGAAGACAGAAAAAGAAAUGCAAUUGCAAGUGAAGAUUAUGAUGGGGCAAAAAUUUUGAAAAUUGAAAUAGAAAGAAUGAGAAAUGCCGUUUUGCCUCCAAUGCCUGAUACUUAUUUUGCACCAGUACAGCAGAGCUCGCAUAGACCGUUUUCAGGUGGUCCUCAGCCUUUAGGUAUAGGAGGCCGCCCUUCAUCAAGGCCUCAACCUUCUCAAUUUCCUCCUCCUCAACAGAUAGGCAGCAUGCCUGACUAUGAUCCUUUUGAACGAAGAACCAACCAGCUCUUGCCUGAGCCCAAAUCCAAAGUAUCCCACGAUGAACAAGUAAUCCCUACAAUGAGCAACGGCAGAGCCCCAGGACAAAUUUUUGGCGGCGAAGAAGAAGAAAAUUUGCCUCCUAAUCUUGAUAACCCUCCAGAGCCUUUAGGUGUCCAACAGUCUAAAUUUGCCGACCCGCUGCUCCCUAUACUAGGGGAAGAUCUUUGCAGAAGAAUUUUUUCUAAAGCUUGGCAGUUUCGAGAGGAUGGGCUUGGGAUAAUCCAAAAUGAAGUUUCUCAAGGGUCUUCAAGCCAGAUUUUUGGAGGCUCUGAUAACUCAAACAUAUAUUCAGGAGUUCUCGGAGCUGUUAGAUACACAGUAGGUGACAAAGUUGCCCAAGUCUCUUUAAAAUCAAUGGGUCUUAUAAAUACUUUACUUAACAGUAUCGCUCCAACACGUGCAGUUGUAAGAGGUGAUGUCCCUGAGCAUAUACAAAGUAUCCUUAGCUCACUUCUAGAUAAAGUUGGAGAUAAUAAUGCAAGGGUAAGAGAAAGCGCUGAACAAACCUUUAUAUCACUUACAAGAAGUGAUGUGGUAGGAGUAGGCCCAGCUGUACAAAGCAUUUUGAAGCCUAUGAAAGAUAAAUCAACAUCGCAAAAGCAUAUAAUUGGGAGACUUAAUUUGUUGGAUAAUAUUGUAAAAGAGUUCCAAAUUGAUAACUCCUAUGUACCAUUUCAGCCUGUAGCUGAAUAUGCACUUAAUGGGUUUAAAAAUACUAGCCAAGAUGUAAGAAAUGCAGCGUUUAAUUUGCUUAUGUCGAUUUAUGCAUGUAUAGGACAAAAACUUCAGCCUUAUUUGUCAGAUUUAAGACCAGCACAGCUAGAAAUGCUGGAAAAAGGGAUGCAGGAUAUUGAUGGAGGGAACGCUCCUAAUAUAAUGGUGUCCCAGCCACCUCCCAGGCAGCAGCCUAUUAAUGCUCCUAAAAGAAAGUCUACAAAUCCUCCAGCUGCUAUGCCAUUUUGCCAGUUCUGUGGGAAAAAAGAUACGAUUUUUGCGAAUGAGGACAAUUUAGAUAUCCACUACUGAAAAGAUUGCCCUAUGCUGGUGUCUUGUCCAUAUUGCAGUCAAGUUAUAGAAAUCUUUGAUUUAAAUAGCCAUUUAAUGAAAGAAUGCGAUCUAAAAAGCGUAAUGUCACAAUGCCCAAGGUGCAAAGAAGCGAUUCAUGCUGAUGAAUUUGAGCAGCAUGUCGAAGAGCAGUCAUGCUAUGCAGCGAAACCUCCAAAAAUUGCGACAAGAUGUCCGCUAUGCCACGAAGAUGUAGAGCCAGGUAUCGAAGGAUGGAAAAACCAUAUUUUGACUCAAGGAUGUCCAAAUAAUGAUAGAAGCAAUAUCUAG
This is a messenger RNA of Blepharisma stoltei, 2328 nucleotides long. The record is from the annotation of a GenBank genome assembly. Lineage: Eukaryota; Ciliophora; Heterotrichea; Heterotrichida; Blepharismidae.